This is a messenger RNA of Botrytis fragariae, 1146 nucleotides long. Its product is annotated as putative maltose permease protein. Gene Ontology annotation, biological process: carbohydrate transport; transmembrane transport. Bases 1 to 1146 code for a protein of 381 amino acids. Lineage: Eukaryota; Fungi; Ascomycota; Leotiomycetes; Helotiales; Sclerotiniaceae. Gene Ontology annotation, cellular component: membrane. Gene Ontology annotation, molecular function: carbohydrate:proton symporter activity. The record is from RefSeq and is a predicted model, not a curated record. The transcript has 3 exons.
AUGGCAGACGGCCUUGGGAAUGGGGAACCCGAUUGGACAGGUGGUGGGAGCGUUACUGAUUGGGUUUCCGAUGGAGUGGUAUGGGAGGAAAUGGACAUAUAUGGCAUGUGUAUCCGGUACUGCAGCAUUUAUCUUCAUGCAAUUCUUCGCGCGCUCUCUCCCUGUUCUUCUCGUUGGGGAACUUAUCGGCGGUCUCAUCCUAGGCACAUAUACUACCAUUGCCCCAACCUACGCAUCGGAGGUAUGUCCAUAGCGCUUCGCGGUCAUCUAACUUCCUAUGUUAACCUUUGUUUUGUGAUGGGUCAACUCAUCGCAAAUGGGGUUAUUGCUGGAACGUCUCGUCUCGACAAUCAUUGGGCAUAUAGUGCUCCCUUUGCAAUUCAAUGGCUUUGGCCUCUUAUCAUCUUGAUUGGAAUUCCUUUCGCGCCUGAAUCACCCUGGUGGUUAGUCAGGAAGGAUAGACUUGAAGAUGCAGAGAAAUCGCUGGAUAGACUGUCAUCGAAGGAAAUUAAUAAUAAAUUGGUUCUGGCGAUGAUGAUUGAGACGGAUAGGUUGGAGUUGGAGAUGGAGACGGGAACAACUUAUUGGGAUGUUUUUAACAAGACUAAUAUCAGGAGAACGGAGAUUGCAAUUGCGGUUUUUGUGACGCAGGUUUUCAGUGGGAUAUAUCUGGUGGGUUAUGCGGCCUAUUUCUUUCAACUUGCCGGUCUUGCUGGAUCCAAAGCAUUUGAUAUGAGCGUCGGAUUUUUAGCUGUUGGCUUCGUAGGAACCCUUUUAUCAUGGAUUCUGAUAUCAAAAUUCGGUCGACGACGCAUCUACAACAUCGGACUUGCGAUGCUUACAACUAUUAUGUUUCUUAUUGGGAUUCUGGAUUGUGUACCAAAUUAUGUGAAUCGUCCAGGUGUCAUCUGGGCACAAUCGACGCUCAUGAUCGUUUGGAAUGGUAUCUUUGAUCUUAGUGUUGGCCCCGUUUGCUACACGAUUUUCUGUGAGGUAUCAGCGACUAAAGUUCGUUCGAAAACUAUUGCUGUGGCUACGGCAAUGCAAGCACUUGUUGGGAUAGUUAUGACGGUUGCCAUUCCUUAUAUGAUUAAUCCGGAUCAAGCGAAUUGGAGAGGAAAGAUUGGAUUUUUCUAUGGUGAGUGA